Molecule: messenger RNA, 5210 nt
Organism: Vespa crabro (European hornet)
Lineage: Eukaryota; Metazoa; Arthropoda; Insecta; Hymenoptera; Vespidae
Product: probable E3 ubiquitin-protein ligase RNF144A
Exons: 5
Coding region: 569-1858 (429 amino acids)
Biological process (GO): ubiquitin-dependent protein catabolic process; positive regulation of proteasomal ubiquitin-dependent protein catabolic process; protein polyubiquitination
Cellular component (GO): cytoplasm; ubiquitin ligase complex
Molecular function (GO): ubiquitin conjugating enzyme binding; zinc ion binding; ubiquitin protein ligase activity
Source: RefSeq, a predicted model, not a curated record
GAGAGAGAGAGAGAGAGAGAGAAUGAUGCGCGCCGAUCGCGAUACACGCUUGGUUUCUUCUUAAAGAAAGAAAAAUAAGUGAGUGGGGGCGGAAGUAAUCGCUCGGGAUAUACUAUAUUCUCUUAUGCACUUUGAUGUACUUCGUGACAGGACAGGUGAAAAAGCUUGGAGAAACUGUGUUAUCGAAUACUGACAAUUCCGAAAGUGCACAGUGUCGUAUUCGUGCACUCGAAUAACGUGUUCAUCGAUAUGGUUUUAUAAUUUUGCAGUCAGCUUAUGCAAAUGAAAUAUACCGAUGAUAACAAUUUCUCUUAGAAUUAAUCGCUUAGCCAAUGUCGCGCCUAGUGUUUACAACGCAUAAAGAGCUAUGACAAAUGUGAAGUUGUAUCAAUAUAAUGCACUGUUGGAAAAUGAUCAUGGGAAAGGAUCAGAUGUAUGUAAUAAUUUGAUACAUUGCACGUUGGAUUUUAUUUCGCAGCAAGUGCUGGAGCAAACUGCCCUAGAAAAAGUCAGUAUGCACAGCUCUUGUCUGUAAGUGGCAGUGAAAUUAGAGAUUUUAAAUCAGGGGAUGCCUAGCCUACACUCGCUCGUCGUACGACGAGCCCCCUUAAUGGAUAUGGGCACGACAAAUAGUUCAGUAACUUCUGUUAAUCCACCUAAUAAAACUGUCAACAAUCAGAAGAAAAUAGAUAAGACCAAUAAACUCACUGGUAUAAGAUUACCCUUGUUACGUAAAGAAUCAAGUGUAGUCAAUCUUUCUUUAACCGAAAGAACUUUACCAGGAAAAGGCAUAGAUUCUCCACUUUUAAGGCCUGAAAGCAGUGCUAGUUUAGAAGCUCGAGGCAGCAGUUGGAUUAAUUUAGCUCCUGGCGCUCUUAGAAAAUGUGAAACUGCAGUUGGAUUAAGUACGUCAGCUCUAGAGGGUAGAGCUAUCAAUCGCAGUAGAGUUUGCUCUCGCUGUUCUAGUUUGCUGUCAUUGGCAUCUAGCUCGAGAUACAGUUUAGCUGCUGGAAAUUUUGUCCCAACAGGUUCACAACAAACAGUUGGAAGAAUCUUUUGUAAGCUUUGUCUUACUGAUACGUCCCUAUCCAAAACAUUUAAAAUUGAAGGCUGUGGUUGUUUCUAUUGUAAAGAUUGUAUGAAAGCAUAUGUCGAAUUUGAAAUUGAAGAAGGCGCAUAUGAAAUUAGCUGUCCAGAUGCACAAUGCGAACAAGGUGCUAUCCUUUCGUUAAAGGAAAUUAGAAGUCUUGUUAGUGCAGAGUUAAUGGAAAAACAUUGCAAGUUUCGUUUGAACAGAGAUGUUUCAAUGGAUACAAAACGUGCGUGGUGUCCACGUGCAGGCUGUGAAACAAUAUGUUCAAUCAAUUCCAAUGGAAGUAGUAGUACACCUCCUGGACCUGUCCACUGUCCUAACUGUUCUACAGAUUUUUGCUCCUUGUGCAGAGAAGCAUGGCACAAUGGACCCUGUUCCGAUCUUCCAUUAGGUAUACCAUUUGACAGUGAUCAUAUUAAAUGCUGUCCCAUGUGUUCUGUACCUAUUGAAAAAGACGAAGGAUGUGCACAAAUGAUGUGUAAAAGAUGCAAACACGUUUUCUGCUGGUAUUGUUUAGCUUCUUUAGAUGAUGAUUUUUUGUUGAGGCAUUACGACAAGGGACCAUGUAAAAAUAAAUUAGGUCACUCACGAGCAUCUGUAAUAUGGCAUAGAACACAAGUAAUUGGGAUAUUCGCCGGUUUUGGUUUGCUCCUACUUGUCGCGUCUCCUUUGCUACUUUUGGCUGCUCCAUGUAUAGUUUGCUGUAAAUGUCGUAUUUGCGGUUCUUCUAGACUCGAACAGGAGGAUGGCGAUACUGCAACAUAGAAACUGUAAAAUAUUUUGAGUCCCUUUCUUAAUCUUACAUAUUAAUAAUCUUUCUCUUAUAAAAAUGGAACGAAUAAGGUAGCUUCUCUCAUAAAUGAGCUAAUAUAAUAAUUGGCAUUUUAUAUAGAUAUACAUUGAUUUUUAAUGAUUUUUCAUUUGUAAAAAAAAAAUAAAAAGAAAAGAAAGAAAAAGAAUUAUUUAUAUAUUAGAUAAUAAAUAUUUCUGUUCAGGGUUUUUUUUUUUUAUUUUAUAUAAAGCGAAUUUCUUUUUUUAUCUAAAGCGAAUUAUAAUUUUAUGGUACUAAUUUAGGAUUUUCAAAUAUUCGUAGCUGUUGUUAUAUGCAAGAACAUUCCAGAAGAAUCACUAUAUUUGUGAAAUAUUAAUUUUAUACUGCCAUGUAGAUUAUGCAUUGUACUCUUAUUUACAAUGGAAAUGAUUAUUAUUUUAUGGUUUUUUUAUUUCUUUUUGACUUUAUGUGAUAGGAACGUGUGACAUGCAGAUUGAAACAGUGUAUAUCUAUAUGUGUGCCUAAAAUAGGAACUCAGUGAGGCUCAGACUUAAGCUUCGACUGAUAUUUUAAUUGUGGACUACACUAUACAAUAUUCCACUUGUUCAUAUUUUAUUUAUGGGUACUUUCAUAUAUUUACUUUUGGUGAAUUAACAGUGUGUACAUUGCAUGUACAUUAUUAUAGAAAAUAUAAAAUAAUUUGGUGGGGUAAAUAGAGCACGCAUUAUAAAAAUUGUAUAGAUAUAUCAAAUCUAUAGUGUUGAUAUAUUGUUAUAAUAACAACUUGAACUCUCUAAAUGAGUUCAAAAAAAUACAUAUGUGACUAUGUUUAAAAUAACAAUGUUAUAUGUAAUAAGGCAGAAUGUAUAGGUUGCUAUUAAUUCAAGCAGCCGUGCAAUUCUAUUUGUUUUUUUGAUGGUACAUAGAUGUCAUAUCUUGAAAUAUAAUUUUUUUUUUGCUCCUGAAGGUAAGAGCAGCCAUAGUUUAAAAUAACACACACAUAUACACAUAUAAACAAAAUAUAACGCUGCUGUAAUGAAAAUAAUCUCGUUGUUUCAUGUGAAAUAGGACAACUUAAUGUAAUGUUAAGUAGUCUAGGUAAAAAAUAUCAAUUUUUUCUUUUUAAUUCGAGACAAGAAUUAUAAUAAAUUUUUUUCUUUGUUAUAUAUUCGGAUAUAUUAUUUCGUUUAGAAAGUCUUCAAUAUAUAUAUAUAUAUAUAUCGUGAAAUAAUUCUUAAUAUUUUAUUUACUAUAAUAGAGAUUUAUUUUAUGUAAAUAAAAGCAUAAAACAAAGUAAUACAACUAUGUGUGCAUAUGUUGUAAAACUAGAGCUACAAUAAGUUAUAUUUUUAAGCUUGGUAUAUAGCAAUUAUGUAUAUUUUGUAUUAUAGUGAACGAUUAUGGCUGCCAAAUUUGCACAUCAGAUUUAUUAUAAAAUAUUAACAAUGAGCAAAAAAGUAUUACCGAAGAAAUGUAAUCUGCUUUAUAUGUUCGGAAGAAAAUGUAAAUUUUUUAUUAUUAGCAAGAUUUAUAUAUAUAGAAUCUUUUUUUGCAUAUCCAAGUUCAUUAAAUAAUCAUUUAUUUUAUUGUUUACGUUUAAGCAAGCAUUUUAAUUUUUUAUUACGAACAAAUAUAUCGUUAAACGAUGAACGACUUUGAAUAUUUUAUGUUGUAUCUUUUAUUAUAAUAUUCAAAAAAAAGAAAAAAAAAAAAAGAAAAAAAAACCAAUUUUUUUUUAUUAUCACUUUCUUAAGAAUAGUUGCAAAUCUUGGAAAAAUAAGCGAAGAUAAAGUUACGAUGUAUCGGCGAUAGACUUAAUAUAGAUGUAAAAAUGCUUAAAAAAAAAAAAAAAGAAAAAGAAAAAAAAUAGAAAAAAAAAAAAACUUUCAUUUUGUAAGUAAAGAUUCAAAUAUACUGCGCAUUAGUUCUUGUAUAUAUAUAAUGACAAGAGGUGCAAAUUCAGAUCAUAAUUGAUCGAUGUGUGUGCAUUUAUUAAUUGGUUGUAUAUGAUCAUAACUUUGAGGUCUUAUUUUUCUUCUUUUUUAUUAAAAAUAACGCUUCUCAUUCUUUUUUUUUUUUUAUGUUAACUAGACAUUUAUUCAUUUUUUUUUUCUUUUUUCUGUAAUUUUUCAUGUAAUCAGUGCUUCUUGGUGAAGGAUAUUAGUAUAUUCACUUCGUUUAUACAUUUUGCGAAGGAAUUUACUAAUUACGUCUGUUUACUAGAUUUGCAUUUAUAAUAUUCUCGCAUGUAUGCGUUUCAAUCCUCUUCACUUUCCAUUUUGAUAACGCAGAUAAUUGCGUUAUAAUUAAAUGCUGUAAACAGUUAAGAAAAUAAAUUCGAGAUAUGCCCGCGCCGUACCUGUUUAUAGAUAAAUAUGUUUUAUAUAUAAAACGUUUGUUGUGUAAUUAUUUAUAUUGAAAUUUUUAUUUACUAUCUUUCUUGUUUUGAACAUUUUCUUUAUCUUUUCUUUUUUUUUUUUUUUCUGAAUGGAAAUCAAAUAUAUUUAUCGUAAGAUGUCUUCGCGACAAAACAAUAAUUAUCUUCAAGUUUCGUUCUGAAUAAAAACUUCUUUCCUUUUAAUUAUGAUACUAUUACUUUUGGAUUUGGCAUUUAUUUAAUUAUUUUUUAUUUGUAUUUUUUGUUAAUAUUACACAUAGUGUUUAUAAUUGAUUAAAUGAUAUAGGAGAGAAGAGGUUUAACAUUUGAUAAUAAUAAUUGAAACGUAUAUCAUUUAUAUAAUAACCCAUUUAUUGUUUUUUUUUUUCCUUUCUAAACGUAAUAUUUUCUGUAAGAAAAUAUGAUAAAAUCGAUUGGGUUAAAAAUUAUUUGGAAUGAAAAGAUUCGCAUAUCUAUGAGACACCAUCGUAUACAAAACUUCCAGGAUAUUCGAUAACAGCAGAUUUCCGUUCGUGAGAACUUCAUAGGGCUGCUUAUCGAAUAAAUCCUUCGUAUUUUAUCUAAUGGCGUCACAUUUGCUAAUCUUAACGGACCAUAAGUAUAAAAUUAGGAGAUGGUUAUACAUUUUAUAAAUUACAAGACGACAGAGUCCUGUAGUUCCACAAAAGCUGUGAUAGAUUCUACAUUAAACGUUUAAGAAAGUAGAAUGUAGAUGAUCAAAAUAAAACAAAAAAAAAUAUAUAUAUAUAUAUAUAACAAUUGAUAAUAUAAGUAUAAUGUUAUUGUAUUAGUAGUGGCAUUGUAAAGUGAGUAAUGUGUCGACAAAUACAUAGUUAAUGAAUUCAAUAAAUGUGAUUAUAUAAACAAAAAGAUAUUGUAAAAAAUGAUAUGAGAGAGAGAGAGAGAGAGAGAGAGAGAGAGAGAGAGAGAGAGAGAAAGAAAGAGAG